GGAGGGCAAGGGGCGGGAGGGGGGAGGGGACACACACACACACUCACCCGGGGGGACGUCAGGGGACACCGGGGAUGGGGUUCGGGACCCGUCACUGUCCUCACUGUCCCCUGUCACUGUCCUGGUUGUCCCCAUCGUUGUCCUCACUCUCCUCCAUCCUUGUCCUCGAUGUCCCCUGUCAUUGUCCUUGCUGUCCCCUGUCAUUGUCUUCACUGUCCCCCAUCGUUGUCCUCGCUGUCCCCAUGACUGUCCUGGUUGUCCCCCAUCAUUGUCCUCACUCUCGUCCAUCGUUGUCCUCGCUGUCCCCCACCGUUGUCCUCGCUGUCCCCAUCACUGUCUUCACUGUCCCCCAUCAUUGUCCUCACUGUCCCCAUUGUCCUCGCUGUCCUCCAUCAUUGUCCUCGCUGUCCCCAUGACUGUCCUGGUUGUCCCCAUCCUUGUCCUCGCUGUCCCCCAUCAUUGUCCUGGUUGUCCCCCCUCAUUGUCCUCGCUGUCCCCGUCACUGUCCUCUCUGUCCCCCAUCAUUGUCCUGGUUGUCCCCCCUCAUUGUCCUCGCUGUCCCCAUCACUGUCCUCGCUGUCCCCCAUCAUUGUCCUGGUUGUCCCCAUCAUUGUCCUGGUUGUCCCCCAUCACUGUCCUCGCUGUCCCCCAUCAUUGUCCUGGUUGUCCCCCAUCGUUGUCCUCGCUGUCCCCGUCACUGUCCUCCCUGUCCCCCCGGGGGCAGGCGCAGGCACCUGGGGUGGACGAUGGGACAAUGGUGGGGAAGGUGCAGGGCCCGGGGGAUGGGCGGCCACCGGGCUGGAGGCCUGUUGAGCCAAGGAGCCACGCGGGGACGACAGCUUGGGGUUGGAUGCCCACCAAAGGGCAUCCUCCCAAAGGCCCUCCCAAAGGGGCCGCAAACCGGGAGCCGCGGUGAUGAAGGCACCUUCCGACAACCACACGCCGAGGUGGAGCUGGAGCCCGGGGAGCUUUGAGAAGCUCUCGGCCUGUCCCGCGCCUUCCGAAGCUCUGGAGAACCACAUCCAGGUCCAGAGCGUUCCAUCAGAAGCUCUGGCUGACGCUGCAGAGGGUUGCCAUGAGGCCACCGGCCUGGAGCUCCAUCCAUCCUGGUUCCACGCACCGGAUCCGCUCUAGAGCUGGUCGCCCCGUCUCUCUGGGUAGUCACCAAGGGCCUCCGGAGAAGCACCGGGAGGAUUCCCGUCGGUGUGGCCCCACCUGGGAACGCGUCGCCUCCGGAGAAAGGACGGGAGGGAGCCGCGUUUCCUCCUCCCCCCGCCGGGGCUGAGCCCCGACACGUCCCCAGGCGUCUGCACCGAGGGAGCGCGAGAUCUUCAGCCCCUGCUGCCGUCAGGGACCUCUGUACGAGCCAGGUGUCACUUGACUUCGGAUGAUGACGCUCAACCCAGUGCCUCCACCCGCCCCCGUGCCCAAAAAAAAACCUAUUUAAGUCCCUCUGUACACGCAGCGGGGGGAGAAGGCAGAAGGGAUCAUCCCGGGGCCGAUCGGGCCCUUGCUUGGCGUUUCCGUCCUUCCUGGAAGAGCGCGGGCUCCUCACCCCCGUCCUCACCUCGUCCUUUGCCACCCGGCUGGGUGGAGAACCGCUGAAGGUCGGGGAGCGCCUUCUCCUCCCGCAGCCCCGGGCCUCCAAAGCAGCCAGCAGGAACCCCCCCCCCCCGGGGUUUGGAAAGCAUCGGGGAAUUCCUACGGUUCCCGGGACCGGGACGUCAAAGGGCGUCUCUCUACUUUCCAACACCCCCCUCUCCCACCCCCUGCCUAGAGGCAGCCCUUCAAGCUGGACCUCCCGGAGCACGAGGAGCCCUGGGGCGGCGUGAGGAGCCGCCGUCCCCGCUGAAGUGGCGGCCGGCGCCUCUGGGAGCGGGGGGACGCAGCACGACCCAGCGGCGGAGGAGGAGAAGGUGCUUCGCCCUCGACGCGGGAGCGGGGCGUCCGCAGGGAGAUUCAGCCCGAAGAGGGGGAACGUCCCCCAGAAUCCGUCCUCGCACCCGGCCGCGGCUCCCCACGCUCCUCUUCCGCUCACGUAGAGCCCCCCCCCUCUUGCUCUUCCAGAUGGAUUGGAGGAAAUCCGUCGCCUGCAAAGCCCCGGCACCGACCCCCACAGAGGCACCAGGGGUUUGGCUAAAGACGGAGGCCGUUAGAAGACGCGUGGGGCUGACGCUUAGGGGCACGGUUUAGGGGGGGACUUGGCAGGGUGAGGUUUACGGUCGGGCUCGAUGGUCUCAGGGAGGGUCUUUUCCAACCUCAGCGAUUCCGGGCUAUUCUCGGCUCGGCCGUCGAGCGCCGGCGUGGGACGGGACUGAGUUUCACGUAAAUUACUGCCGUUACCGAGUUCUUCUCGUCUGUCCCAGGACGGAAACCCCGAAGGUACGUUGAGAUACCGCCGGGCAACGAAACGGUCUGGCAGAUCUCAGGCGUACGCGGCGAUUUCCACGUCAUUUCUUGCGGGAGACAGAGACAAAGCAGGAAUUUAGGUCUGAGGUAGGCGCUGCUGGUUAAAAACGUGCUCUUCGCCGACAAAGCGCAAAUGCCGAGGGACAACCGAACCACCCCGAGGGGGUUCGUUUUGACCGGCUUUUCCCACUUCCCCGAGCUCCAGGUCGCGUUGUUUGUGCUGUUUCUCCUCAUGCACGUGGUCACCCUGGCUGGGAAUACGGUGAUAAUGGUUGUCAUCAGGGCGGAUCGGGGGCUGCACACGCCCAUGUAUCUCUUCCUCGGCGCCCUCUCCUUCUCGGAGCUCUGUUACACCUUCUCCAUCACCCCGAAGAUGCUGGCUGGGUUGGUGCCGGGAACCCGAGCCAUUUCUUUCCUGGGCUGCGCUGCCCAAACGCAUUUCUCCUUCACGUUCGGCUUCACGCACUCUUUCCUCUUGACCGUGAUGGGCUACGACCGCUACGUGGCCAUCUGCCACCCCUUGCGUUACAACACCCUCGUGACCCCCCGCGUCUGUAUCCAGCUGGUGGCCGCCUCGUGGCUGGGCGGGGGCCUCCUGGGGCUGCUGGUGACUUGCGCCGUCUUCCAGUUACCCUUCUGCCGGUCCCACCAGAUUGACCAUUUCUUCUGCCACGUGCCCCCCCUGCUCCAGCUGGCUUGCGCUGCUGGCGAGGUGGUUGCCGCCGUAGUCAACGUCCUUUGCGCCGCUGCCUUGUUGGGUUGCUUUCUGCUCAUCCUUCUCUCCUACGCCUUCAUCCUUGCCCGCAUCCUCCGGAUGCCCUCAGCGGAAGGGAGGCGCAAAACCUUCUCCACCUGCGCCUCCCACGUCGCCGUCGUGGUGGUCCAUUACGGCUGCGCUUCCGUCAUCUACCUGCAAGGCAGGUCGCCCCGCGCCGCCCCAGCAGGUGCUCUCCUUGAUGUGUCCUACACGGUCUUCACCCCCUUCCUCAGUCCCAUCAUCUUCAGUCUGCGAAGCAGAGACUUAAAAAAUGCCCUUUGGAAAUCCCUGCGGAAGAGUUUCACCGUCAGGAAUGCGAAUUUUUGGCCGGGCUCUAGUUUCAGCUACAGGAGUGGUUAUCGCUAGUUUUUCUUCUCAUUUUUUUUCCUUUGGUGAUUCAUAGAAAUCAUGGAAUGGUUUGGGUGGGAAGAGACCUUAAAGUGCCACCCCCCUGCCCUGGGCAGGGCCACCUCCCACCAGACCAGGUUGCCCCAAGCCCCCUCCAACCUGGCCUUGAACCCCUCCAGGGAUGGGGCAGCCACAGCUUCUCUGGGCAACCUGGGCCAGGGGCUCACCGCCCUCACAGCCAAGAAUUUCUUCUAAUAUCUAACCAAAAUCUCCCCUUUUUCAGCUUAAAACCCUUCCCCUUCGUCCCACGGCUCCCCUCCCUGAUCCAGAGUCCUUUCCCAGCUUUCCCGGAGCCCCUUUAGGGACUGGAAGGGGCUCCGAGGUCUCCCCGGAGCCUUCUCUUCUCCAGGCUGAACCCCCCCAGCUCAGCCCGGCCCCACAGCAGAGGGGCUCCAGCCCUCCCAGCAUCUCCGGGGCCUCCUCGGCCUCGGCCCCUUAACGGUGUUACUGUCACAAACAAAUCCUGUUGGUCCCCUACACCCCGUGCGUCAACAUCAACGGUUCGCCGUUGGUUCCCGCGCUCUCGGGCCCAUGCUCCAUGUUCGAAGGGACAGAGGACGGUUCCACGGCGGCUUAAUCCCAGUGGGUGGUUGGAGAAGGUCUUGGAGCGGUUCCCUCUUGGUUUGUUCCUCUUUCGGCACGUCGCGAACUCGAAACCCCUCGGGGACGAGCGCAACUCUCCCCUCUGCUGCUUUGAAAG
Molecule: messenger RNA, 4274 nt
Organism: Chroicocephalus ridibundus (black-headed gull)
Lineage: Eukaryota; Metazoa; Chordata; Aves; Charadriiformes; Laridae
Product: olfactory receptor 10H2-like
Exons: 3
Coding region: 2543-3532 (329 amino acids)
Biological process (GO): detection of chemical stimulus involved in sensory perception of smell; G protein-coupled receptor signaling pathway
Cellular component (GO): plasma membrane
Molecular function (GO): G protein-coupled receptor activity; olfactory receptor activity
Source: RefSeq, a predicted model, not a curated record